Lachancea dasiensis is the source of this 1758-nucleotide messenger RNA. Lineage: Eukaryota; Fungi; Ascomycota; Saccharomycetes; Saccharomycetales; Saccharomycetaceae. The record is from the annotation of a GenBank genome assembly.
AUGGAAGCCUUAAGGGCUGUAAUUGGGGCGGAAACCCCAGCAUUGGGCGAUAGUGCGAUCAAUGAUCCAUACGAGGAUUUUUUGGAGCAUGCACGAGACCACAGAUUCCAUGCUGAUCAUUCGUCCAUUGUGGCACUUCAACAGCUUGAAAAGAAGUCGCAAGCGACCAGAGACGCAAUUGAGAGCUCAAUUCCCCCACUCCAGCAAUAUUUUCAUGAUAUGAAUGAUAAAUUCAAAACUUUGACCCGAGAUUUGAGCCUUGUGAGAGGCAAGUCACUCGAGAUGAAUGACAGACUUGUGCGAAAUUCAGAGGAUUUGGCUAAAAUAUCGCCUCUAGUUAACGAUUUGAUAAUAUCGCCCGAAGUAGUUUCGCAGAUCAUCGAAGGGAAGAUCAAUGGAGCUUGGGUAGAGAAUAUCUCAUAUAUCCGAGAUAAACAAGAAAUUUACGCUAAAUACAAGAAUGGAGGACAAGAGGUGCCCUCCGAUUUUGCCCAGUUGAGUGAUCUGCUGUCAGUUCUCGAGUCACUGAUCCUAGAACGCAGUAAGCGUUUCAUUGUAUCGAAAGUAAAGUUACUGCGAGAUCAACGAACGGUGCCUUCCCAGAGAAUUCAAAGCCAGCUUAUUGAAGUCAAGGAAAUCUUUCAGUUUUUGGCGCAGAAGAACUUUUCUCUAGCCCUUGAGCUCAGGCAAGCUUAUGCCUACACCAUACGAUGGUAUUAUAAGCAAUUCUUUGGACGCUACAUGAGAUCCCUUACUAUUCUACAAUUUGUAGCUAUCGACUCUAAUUAUGCGCUGGGCCGAGGACUUUCCUCAACUUCCCAAACAACGGCGGAAAGGUUUACAGGUUAUUUCUCAAGUGCGUAUAAAAACUCUACUCCCUCGGAUCAAAUGAUUAACGACUACUUUCAGAUUGAAAAGCGACUAUCCCUACUAACACAGGAGGAUAAUACUGUCAUGGUGUCACAGAUUGCUGAAAAUAACAACUCUCCGAAUUUCUUGGAGGUGGGUUUCAAGAAUUUGAAUUUGGCUCUCCUUGAUAAUUGCUCGGUUGAAUUUGCUUUUAUCACCGAAUUCUUCCAGGUCAACGGGAACAUCGAAGAUUUAAGAGGUAUAUUGGAGCAAGUAUUUCAGCCUACGUUCGACGAAGCAAUGGCUUACACUAAGCGACUCAUUUCACCCACCUACGACAUGUUUGGCGUUUUGAUUAGCAUUUGGAUAUCACACCAUUUGCAAUUUGAAUCUCAAAGACGAUUAGUUCCUGUUUUUGACGAUUUCUUGAAUGGACAAUUAAUGUUGUUGUGGCCAAAAUUUCAACAGCUGGUCGAUUUUCAAUGCGAUAAUCUAAGGAGCUUUCCUAUUUCGGUCACAAGCAAGAAACUUUCUGGGAGGAGAGAAGAAUCUGACUCUUCUGGGACAACCCAUGAGCUCACCAUACAGUUUGCGAAGUUCCUAACUAGUAUAUUAAUGCUCUCAAUGACCCAUAACGAGAAUAUUGAUGAGCGGUCAGAGCCGUUGUACAAUUCAAUUUUAAGGAUCCGAAACGAUUUCGAAACUAUCAUGACGAAAUGUAGCAAAAAAACCAAAUCUCCAGAAAGGUUCCUGGCCACAAACUACACAUAUCUGCUAAACGCCUUGCAGCAAAAUUUGAUCAGCCAAGAAAGACGGGAAAGGGAAGGAAAUGCUCUUCCUUCCCUCAUUUUUAAAGAGACCAAGGAUCACCUUCAGGGCCUGGUGGAAGCUUUCAGUACAAUUACUUGA